Rangifer tarandus platyrhynchus (Svalbard reindeer) is the source of this 1326-nucleotide messenger RNA. Lineage: Eukaryota; Metazoa; Chordata; Mammalia; Artiodactyla; Cervidae. The record is from the annotation of a GenBank genome assembly.
AUGAAGAAAUUCUUCCAAGAGAUCAAGGCCGACAUCAAGUUCAAGAGCGCGGGACCGGGUCAGAAGCUCACGGAGUCGGUGGGGGAGAAGGCCCCCAAAGAGAAGCCCAGCCAGCUGCCAGCCCGGCAGCCCCGCCAGGGACCCACCAAUGAGGCGCAGAUGGCAGCAGCAGCGGCCCUGGCCCGGCUGGAGCAGAAGCAGCCCCGGGCACGGGGCCCCACAUCGCAGGACUCCAUCCGGAACCAAGUGAGAAAGGAACUUCGAGCUGAAGCAACUGUCAGUGGGAACCCAGAGGCUCCGGGGAACAACACGGUGCACGAGCCCAAAGAGGAAGGCUCAGCCCACCUGGCGGUGCCCGGAGUGUACUUCACCUGCCCCCUCACAGGGGCCAUCCUAAGAAAGGACCAGCGGGAUGCCCGCAUCAGAGAGGCCAUUCUCAUGCACUUCUCCACUGACCCAGUAGCUGCCUCCAUCAUGAAGAUCCACACGUUCAACAAGGACCGGGACCGGGUGAAGCUGGGCGUGGACACCAUCGCCAAGUACCUGGACAACAUCCACCUGCACCCAGAGGAGGAGAAGUACCGCAAGAUCAAGGUGCAGAACAAGGUGUUCCAGGAGCGCAUUCACUGCCUGGAAGGGACCCACGAGUUCUUUGAGGCCAUCGGCUUCCAGAAGGUGCUGCUUCCGAUCCCCGACCAGGAGGGCCCCGAGGAGUUCUACGUGCUGAGCGAGGCCGCCCUGGCCCAGCCUCAGAGUCUGGAGCGGCACAAGGAGCAGCUGCUGAGCGCCGAGCCCGUGCGCGCCACUCUGGCCCGCCAGCGCCGCGUCUUCCGGCCCUCGCCCCUGGCCUCGCAGUUCGACCUGCCCACGGACUUCUUCAACCUGACGGCUGAGGAGAUCAAGCGGGAGCAGCGACUGCGGUCGGAGGCCGUGGAGCGGCUGAGUGUGCUGCGAACCAAGGCCAUGCGUGAGCGGGAGGAGCAGCGGGAGAUGCGCAAGUACACGUACACGCUGCUGCGCGUGCGCCUUCCCGACGGCUGCCUGCUGCAGGGGACCUUCUACGCCCGGGAGCGGGUGGCUGCGCUGUACGGGUUUGUCCGGGAGGCCUUGCAGAACGACUGGCUGCCCUUUGAGCUGCUGGCCUCGGGCGGGCAGAAGCUGUCAGAAGAUGAGAACCUGGCCUUCAACGAGUGUGGGCUGGUGCCCUCUGCCCUCCUGACCUUCUCGUGGGACAUGGCGGUGCUUGAGGACAUCAGGGCCGCAGGCACCCAGCCAGACACGUCUAUCCUGAAACCUGAGCUCCUGUCGGCCAUUGAGAAGCUCUAG